Passer montanus (Eurasian tree sparrow) is the source of this 1410-nucleotide messenger RNA. Its product is annotated as zinc finger protein 154-like. The record is from RefSeq and is a predicted model, not a curated record. Gene Ontology annotation, molecular function: RNA polymerase II cis-regulatory region sequence-specific DNA binding; DNA-binding transcription factor activity. The transcript is spliced from 2 exons. Lineage: Eukaryota; Metazoa; Chordata; Aves; Passeriformes; Passeridae. Gene Ontology annotation, biological process: regulation of transcription by RNA polymerase II. The coding region runs from base 1 to 744 and encodes 247 amino acids.
AUGGCGGAGGAGGAGCGGGAGGAAGAGGAGGAGGAGGGCCAAAGGCGGGUCCAGGCUGAGCAGGAGGAAGCACGCGGCCGAGCCCUCCGUGCAUUCGCAGCCCCCACCUGUGGGAUCAUCGCCCCCCAUGGCGCAGGGCUGAAUAUCCACACUGGGGAGAGGCCCUACGAGUGUGGGGAGUGUGGGAAGAGCUUCAGACAGAGCUCCUGUCUGAUCAAGCACCAGAGGAUCCACACUGGGGAGAGGCCCUACGAGUGUGGGGAGUGUGGGAAGAGCUUCAGACAUAGCUCCAGUCUGAUCAAGCACCAGAGGAUCCACACUGGGGAGAGGCCCUACGAGUGUGAUAAAUGCAGGAAGAGGUUUCAGACCAGCUCCAGUCUCCUCGUGCACUAUCAGACUCACACAGAGGAGAGGCCCUUCAGGUGCCUCGACUGCGGGAAGGGAUUCAAGCGCAACUCCCACCUCGUCAGGCACCGCCGCAUGCACACUGGGGAGAGGCCCUACGAGUGUGAUAAAUGCAGGAAGAGGUUUCAGACCAGCUCCCAUCUCCUCCGGCACUAUCGCAUUCACACAGAGGAGAGGCCCUUCAGGUGCCCCGACUGCGGGAAGGGAUUCAGGUACAACUCCAACCUCGUCACCCACCAGCGCAUCCACACUGGGGAGAGGCCCUACGAGUGUGGGGAGUGUGGGAAGAGCUUCUCCCGCAGCUCUCACUUGAUCCGACACCAACGGAGGCACCGGUGAGGGAAGCCCUGCGAGUGCCCCGAGUGCGGGAAGAGCUUUGUGCGCUGCUCCAGCUCCAUCCCCCACUGCAGGACCCACGCUGGGCACAGCCCUGCUGACCCACAUUCCCUGUGAUCCAUGAUGGGAGCACACCUGGCUGCUCCACUUUUUAGUUUGGCCUUAAUGUUUUUUUCUCUUCUCAAACUCUAUGUAGUCCAAAGCCAGGAGGUAUCGACCAGUUGCUUCAGAACACCUCAGUCCCACUGAAAACAAGGGAAUUGUUGAACAAAGGCUCAACGCCACCUGAGAUUGCUUGUUCCGAGCUCAAAAAGUCUAAAUCCAACUCCAAAGGGUGUCGACUCCACAGCAGAGAGGGCGAGAUGGGGUUCAAAGCAGAUUGGCAGAGGUGGGAUCCCAAUUUGGAGCGGUGGGAUGGGGAUUGCGUGGGGCUAGGGUUGUGAGAUGUAUUUGAUAGCAAAUAAAACUCUCAGACUUACUGCUUUCUCUCCCGUCCAUGCUCAGUCCCGUGCAGUUGUGUUUGCAGAGUGCCGCCUCCCAGAGUGUCCCCUCACAGUUGCCGCCCUUGGCCUGAGCCCGCCCCUUUCCCCUCACGGUUCCGCCCUUUCCUUGCCCCCUUUCCCCUCACGGUUCCGCCCUUUCCUUGCCCCCUUUCCCCUCACGGUUCCG